AUGGGGAAAAAGCGAUUCACAAAAGGUGGACAACCUGAGCGUGCUUUGAUGGAAGUAAGCAACUUAUCGUGGAUGGGAUUCACGAGAAAAUCAAACAGUUUGAAUGAUUCUACUAGGAGAAGGCUUAAGAGUAAGAAGGUAUUGAUUGUUUUUGAUGAUGUAGAGGAUCGAAACCAUUUAAAAGAUUUAGCAGGAGAUUGUGAUUUGUAUGGUGAGGGAAGUAGAAUCAUCAUAACUAGUAGAGAUUCACUUGGUUUAUCAGAGGAAGACAGAUAUGAGGUUGAGAAGUUAAGUGAUUCUCAAGGUCUGGAACUCUUUAGCUUGCAUGCCUUCGAGCAAAAUCUUUCCAAGGAAGAAUAUAAGGAGCUAUCAAACAAGGCAAAAAACUAUGCUGGAGGCAAUCCAUUAGCUCUUAAAGUUUUGGGAUCUCAUUUAUUUAAUAUGCACAUUGAAGAAUGGGAAAGUGAAUUGGAAAAAUUGAAAGUUGAACCUCUUGAGAAAAUUCAAGCUGUUUUGAAAACAAGUUAUGAUGGGCUAGGGGAUAAGGACAAGGACAUAUUUCUUGAUAUUGCAUGUUUCUUCAAAGGGCAAAAUAAAGAUUGA
Molecule: messenger RNA, 603 nt
Organism: Hevea brasiliensis (rubber tree)
Lineage: Eukaryota; Viridiplantae; Streptophyta; Magnoliopsida; Malpighiales; Euphorbiaceae
Product: disease resistance protein RUN1-like
Exons: 2
Coding region: 1-603 (200 amino acids)
Biological process (GO): defense response
Molecular function (GO): ADP binding
Source: RefSeq, a predicted model, not a curated record